This is a messenger RNA of Pseudovirgaria hyperparasitica, 1592 nucleotides long. Its product is annotated as FAD/NAD(P)-binding domain-containing protein. Lineage: Eukaryota; Fungi; Ascomycota; Dothideomycetes; Acrospermales; Acrospermaceae. The transcript is spliced from 2 exons. The record is from RefSeq and is a predicted model, not a curated record. Gene Ontology annotation, molecular function: monooxygenase activity; FAD binding. The coding region runs from base 247 to 1488 and encodes 413 amino acids. Gene Ontology annotation, biological process: response to antibiotic.
AACUCGCUCAAGGAUCUAGUCCUCGUAUCGGCUAAUGUGUCAGAAGCUCCGUGUAUCGGCCCAAUAUCAUAGCUGACAGGCACCGAUAGUACAGCCUCACCGAAUCGGCCACCGAUGGACUGUGGUGAUGAGGGUCUCACAAUUUCACGGUGCAUUUUGGACUGACGUGAAUGACUUCUAUUUGGUACAUGAAACCAUCUAGACGCAACUUACACUCCAAACAUUUCCUCUCCAUGUUAAGGCAAAAUGUCGAGUCCCAAAGUUGCUAUUAUCGGAGCUGGCCCUGCUGGUCUUACUCUCGCCAGUAUAUUGCAUAAAAACUCUAUAAAUGUCACUUUGUAUGAUUUAGAUGCCGAUAGAUAUUCCAGAAACAGCGGCGGAUCACUUGACAUUCACCCUGACUCGGGACAACGAGCAUUAAAAGAAGCCGGGCUUUUGGAUGAGUUCUUGAAGUACGCACGUCCAGAGGGAGAAACGCUCCGAAUCAUCGCUCCAGAUGGAACGACAUUGAUGGACGAAAGCCGAGGUGAUGAAGGUCGCCCAGCAGACGAGUUCGCCAACCGUCCUGAGAUUGAUAGACGGCAACUACGCAGCAUGUUGCUAGAUUCUCUGAACGACUCAGUCAUUCAAUGGAAAUCUAAACUGCUACGUGUUGAGGACAAUCCGGGCCAAAAGCUCAAGCUACACUUCGCAGACCGCACCGAGGAGGGCUUCGACUUUGUCAUCGGCGCUGAUGGCGCGUGGUCAAAAGUUCGCUCUCUUCUUUCUGACGUGAAGCCCUUCUAUUCCGGCGUGGGAGGUCUUGAGUGCCAUAUCACCGACGCAGAUGCAAAGCACCCAAUGUUAGCACAGCAUGUUGGCAAUGGCAUGUGUCUCAAUCUUGGCUCUGAUAAGGGUAUCAUGUGCCAACGAAACGGUGAUGGUGGCAUUCAAGCAUACGCAUUCGCUCGCCUCCCUGAGACAUGGUAUCAAACUUGUGGGAUCAGCUUCACGGAUCAAACGGCGCGAAAGGCCGUUGCUGAUGCUUUGUUCGCCGACUUCAGUGAGAAUUUGCAAUCUUUGAUUCUGGAGAGUGACGAUGACACUGUCGGCCGGCCUCUUUAUCAAUUACCGGUCGAUUUCACCUGGUCGAAUAACCCUAGAGUCACGCUUGUCGGAGAUGCAGCUCAUUUAAUGACACCAUUUGCGGGAGUAGGCGUGAAUGUGGCCAUGCAGGAUUCUCUGGAGCUGGCCUUGGAGAUCAUCUCUGCAAACAAAUCUGGAUACUUUGGAAGUGCACUGGAGAACUACGAGCUCAAAAUGUGGAAGCGAGCACGACAGAACGCCGAGCAAACGAUGAUGUACUUGAACUUGUUCUUCCAUCACCGCGGCGGUAUCGCUAUGGUGGAGUACUUUGCAGAGAGGCAGAAAGCCAUGAGGCUGAAAGAGGCGCAUGGAAAGGACAUGGCCAGUGUUCAGACUAUUGAGCAAAAGACAAUUGUGGACUAGCUACUUGAUACGAGUAGUAGGAUCGCUGUUACUCAGCCUGCCGAUUGAUUAAAAGCCGUGCGCAUAUUUUAGAAAAAGCAAAGAAAGAGAACUGAACUCAGAGU